Messenger RNA from Hyaloperonospora brassicae, 1914 nucleotides. NCBI's taxonomy places the organism in Eukaryota, Oomycota, Peronosporomycetes, Peronosporales, Peronosporaceae. The record is from the annotation of a GenBank genome assembly.
AUGCCGGCGACGCAGCUACAAGUGCUGCGCCUGCAGCUCGUUGCAGCGACGCUCGCGCUCUCGUCCGCCCCGUACGGGGCCACCACAGCUGCAGCUCCGGUCGAACGCACGCGUCCCGUGCUGCUCGUCCCGGGCUUUGCGUCGUCCCAGCUGCAGUCGUGGAGCCAGUACCGAUGCAACAGCGGCUUCAGCUCGAGUUUGUACCGCGAUGUCAGCUUUGGCGAUCGCUUGUGGGUCGACGUCGCGCGCGUGUUGGCCCAGACCGAGUGCUGGAUCCGCUGCCUGAAACUCGACCUCCCGACGCAGGACGAAGUCGAGUGCAAACUCCGAGCUGUGCAAGGUCUGGAAGCCGUGUCCGAGCUCGAUCCCGGCAUUGUCACGGGGCCGCUGUCUACGGUGUGGCGCAGCAUGAUCCACGACUUGGUCGACCACUUUGGGCUGGACCCGGAUCAAUUGAUUGUUGCCACGUACGACUGGCGCCUGCCCCCGAGCAAGUUGCAAGACCGUGACAAGUACUUUUACGCACUCAAGAAGAAGAUCGAGUAUACGGUCGAGCUCGACGGCAACAAUGGCGGACUUGUUGUGAUUGCUCAUUCGAUGGGCAAUGGCGUGUUCCGCUACUUCCUCGAGUGGCUGAAUGACGAAGUGGGUCGCAACAACCGGCAGAGCUGGAUCGACCGCCACAUCUCGGCCUACUUUGCUGUCGGCUCGCCGCUCCUUGGAAGUGCCGAGUCGCUCGAGCUGAUAUCGUCGGGACUUACAGAAGGACUGCCAAUCACGCAAAGCGAGAUACGCAAACUCGUGGUAUCAUUCGGCUCGAUCUUGAGCUUCAUGCCGAUAUCGUCUGGCUUGGACUCGGCCAAGGACAACGAAGUGCUCAUUGCCGUGCGCUCUCAACUUCCUGGUAACAACCAGACGCAGUGCCGCAACUAUACGAGUGCCGAUAUCGCUUCAGGUCAGCUUUUCCGCGAUAUGUCGGCACACGAUCCGAUCUUCGGCAAACUUGAGACGAUGCGGCAAAGGUUUUACGCAGACGAUCCUGUUCUCGAUUACUUCAGACCCUGGGAACGUCCGCCCAUCGCGUCGGUGUACAGUGUCUACGGUGUAAACGUUCCAACCAAAAACUUCUACGAGUACGAAAAUGCAAACACACCAGGCCAUUGGUACCAAGUGCAGUACGUGAACGAAGAAGGCGAUGAUCGAACCUGUACCAAAACAGGCGACGGCACUGUGACGUAUCAUUCGCUCUCCUGGGCGCACACGUGGCUCGGCUCGAAAGGGUCAUCCGUGCGAGUCACGCAGACUCCACAGUCAGUGUAUUUCUCAGCUGCUAAUAUCACGCGUGCGCGAGCUGUACGGCACGCGAAUACCCAUCACGCGGAGUAUUCGCUGCUGAACGGUAACUCGCCAAUUUGUGAGGACAACACUGCGUCGUCUUCCUCGUUUAGUGGCGGCGGCGCAACAAGUUUUUUUGCAGGGCUCUUUGGACCGCUCAACCGCGACCGAGUCACUUUUUUCGAGAGUUCUGGACAAGUGGGCGGAGCUGCUACAUCCACCGGUGUGUGGGAAAUCGACGGCGUCAAGCACCGCGACAUUCUUUCCAGUCCAGUGUUUCUCCGCGAGUUACGCGCCGAGCUGCGCCACAUCUUCAAUGGCAAAACAAACUCGGACAAGUCGUCUCGCCCGCCAGUGGUCGAUGGCGACUGCUACUGGAAUUAUCGCUACGCUCGCUGUGAGUUCCCGGUGUUCUGCGAGUACCGAUAUGUUUUUGGCGACGUGACCUUCGACCAGUCCUGCCGCCCGUCUUCAUCAUCAAGCAUUACACUGCCCCUGCUGUCGAAGUUCAGUUGCCUCGGUUCUCUUCAACACGAGCCGUUGCCGACACAAACAUGCGACAAAGCCUCAUCAACAUGA